This is a messenger RNA of Symbiodinium sp. CCMP2592, 3063 nucleotides long. NCBI's taxonomy places the organism in Eukaryota, Dinophyceae, Suessiales, Symbiodiniaceae. The record is from the annotation of a GenBank genome assembly.
AUGCUGUCUCAGGAGCUUUCUUUCCACACUUCGCGCCUCUGGGCCGGUCUUGCUGAGCCAGAUGCCGAACCGGCCGGGGAAUCGCAACCUGUUUUGCGACUAGCCUCGCAAAGUGCAUGCGCGGCGGUGAAUCCCUCAACUGUCGAUCUGCUUGAUAUCGCGAGCGUUUCGAGCUGUCGGCGACAGGAUAGGCUUUCGGUGGUUGUUUUGGCCCUUGUCUGGGCUCGGGGUUACUCCGGAGCCUUGGCUUUUGGGCGCCUCCUUGUCCUGGCAACCCUCGGUGCGGGCUCCAUCAUCAGUCCGCCGCCGGCUAGCUCGGAUGACGAACAGACCGAGGAUGAAGGCCCGCCACCUGUCCAAGCUUUCAACAUGUCUGCUACGGAGACCAACCCGAUUCCCUCCUCUCGACCUGCUGGCCCACCGCCACCGGAGCCUGUAAAUGCUCCUUUCCAGCCUCGUAUGUGGUACCUCCGCGCUGCUCGACCGCUGGAGGACUACGCCCUCGGCCUUUGGCCGUCUUCAAUUGAAAGGGAGCCUGCCGUGGAUGAGGAUACUGUCCGCCGCGUUCAGGCCGACCUCCUUGGUCUUCAGCGAGGCUUGAGGCCCUUUGCUGCCGCUAUCCCACUCGGCACCCCCUUCUGCAUUCAUAAUCCCUUCACUGCCCGACAGCAGUGCGAGCUUGUCGAGUAUGCUGCUGGCCCUGAGAUCAGCCCUUUUGUUCUCUUCAGAGGACACGCCCGCAGUCGGGGAUGGGCUGAUAUUGUGCUCCUGCAGCUGCAGCCUGAUGCUGCCGCUGUACACCUCAUAGGCUGUCCACAGGCGCCUGGGAACGCAGCUGUGGGCAUUGUGCUUGAGGGCCGCCUUGUGCCCUGCUGCCUUCCCGUCUGUGUAGAUACAGCGGCUUUACGUUCUCUGCAGCUCGACGGGAGCGAGUACGACCUUCGCCCCCCUGAGGUCCAGGAAGGGUCCUCGGUCGUCCAGUUCCGUAAUGGAGACUGUCUGGCUGCGGGACCUCGUCCCCCGUUACGGUCUCCUCCACCGCCCACACAAGAGGCCGCCCUUGCUGCACCGACUAGCGCAGCCGAACCUGCCGCCGGCAGCCCCGACAUCACCUCUUCCUCCCAGGGUCGCCCUUCUCUGUCAUGGGGCUGCCUCUCACUUAUUUUUAGUCGGUUUACCUCGCCAAUGCACCUCCCUUUGGGGUUACUUGCCGGAGUUGCUCUUGCCCAAGGUAUGCACCGACCAGGCGGCUUUCCGUGGGGCACUGACCCGGCGAAUCGGGACUUCUCCGGUAUUACGGCAGAAGACCCGGUCUACGUUGUUCUGCACAGCCCUUUCUUGGGGGUUUUUCCCCCAUACACUGCCUCCCAUGACACUCGCCAUGGUCGAGUGUGGGCUCAGUUCCUCAAUGAUGACCCGGGCUGGGCGUCUGAUUUCUUUCCAGUGUGGCCUGGCCCUGCCUUUAACGAGUUGUCCAUGGUCCCAGUGGGACAAGAUGCGGCUCUAGUGACCAUAAUGCUGAUGUGGCGUGGUCACCAUCGGGCCACGCUCACACCGCGGACCAUGACAGUUGCGUGGUUGACUGACUUUAUCUCCCGUCACAUCAGCAGCCCCGUUGGCGGCAUUUCACUGCCGCACGGGCUCGCGGUCUGCGAGUUCUUUGAUGUACCGCCCGCGGCGUUCCGUUUUCGCAACGGAGAUGUUGUGUACAUCCAUGACCCACCGGAGGACCCUUCUGAGCCGCUUGAGUUCGUCGAACCAUGGCACCUCCAGGAUGGUCUUGCAGCUCACCACGCCCCUUGGGCUGUGGGCUUUCAACUCAUGUUCGGCAUUUCUGUGCACUUGCUUCGCCCUAAUCGCCCACCCCUGCUGGCCUCUGUUUCCGCUGGAGAAGCUUGGUGCCCAGAAUCCUUUACUUUCUCCAGUGCCUUUCGUAACCACUUUCCAGGCAUGUGGUCACCCGUUCAGUGGUCAGGUGCCCGGGCUCUGCAACUGAUCGAGGUCCACGGUGUCGCGGCUCAGGUUAACGUGGUAGCAGCCUCCCCUGAGGGCCGCCUUUGCCGGACCGUCGAUAGGAUUGCCUCGCGUGGCAGCCUUGCCGAUCAGCUGCACUUCCUUCCGGAAUCCCUGCAGGUGGGGGGAGUCCCCUCCUACGCUCUCAAUCAGGCAUGCGAGCUGCGGAAUGGGGAUGUUGUGUUUGGCGACUUCGCUCGCGGGGCCUGCGGCGGCCGCCCGCUUCUUUGGGGUCUUGCCUUGGGCCUUGUCUCGGCCUUUCCUUCAUGUCGAACGGGAACCCUUCUUUCGAUACCGCUGGGUUCCCUUGGGGCCCAUUCCUGCCUGCUCCCUCGUCUCCUUUUGAUGACCUGGUGCCUCCCUGGCUCGCAAGCUAUGGUUCACGAAGCUUCGGCGUCGAGCCCGGCCUCAUCUUCUGCUAUUCCGCAAGCUGCUCCACCCAGGGUCUCUGUCACAGUUGCCAACCCUUUCGCGCCAUGGCACCGUGUGGAGGCUGACCCGCGACACCUCUUUGACGAUGUUAUUGCGGAUGCUCACCACACUUUGACGUCGUGGCAUCGUGGCUUUGCCGCCACUGGCCUGGUUCUAGAAGGGCCGGUUCUCGCUCUCCGUUCUGGAGAUGUUCUGGCUGUCUGCCCUUUGCAGCUCGACCCACUCGCAGGGCCUCGCGAGUCCCCGGUGUACCUGACAUGGGGCGGAACUCGGUCACCACCGCUGGGCCCCCUGCCAUGGACACCUCGGUCGCUCAGACCAGGGACGGAGACUGGUGGGUUAUCUCUGCUGCCUUUGGGCUCCUUGGAGGGCGACAUUUCCUCCCUGCCCAACUUGCCCUGUUGUUUCUUGGGCUUCUUGAACCGGCGCGCACUAUCCGUACUCCCCAACGGCCUAGCAGAAGUCGAUCGCCUUCCCAUCCCUGGCCUGGGCGGAUGGAGCGAGACCAGCUUCCUCGACCCGACUAGGGCGGUGCUUCCAAUUUCCCAGCUCACAGUGGCCCCGGUUGCACCAUACGGCUGGCCCCUGGUCCUGCCGUCGCACUCGACAGCUACCUGA